This is a messenger RNA of Camelus dromedarius (Arabian camel), 6955 nucleotides long. RefSeq names its product furin, paired basic amino acid cleaving enzyme (gene FURIN). The transcript has 16 exons. Gene Ontology annotation, cellular component: Golgi membrane; trans-Golgi network. Gene Ontology annotation, molecular function: serine-type endopeptidase activity. Gene Ontology annotation, biological process: peptide hormone processing. The record is from RefSeq and is a predicted model, not a curated record. Lineage: Eukaryota; Metazoa; Chordata; Mammalia; Artiodactyla; Camelidae. The coding region runs from base 2894 to 5374 and encodes 826 amino acids.
GGGGAUGCAGACCUUCCUCCACCGGAGGGUGUUGGAGUUCUUUCUGCCUUGGGAAGUGCUAGGGUGAUGUGGCCUAGCGAGGGCUGGGCAGCUGCUGUCCAGGUAUGGACACAGCAUGGGAGAGUAGCCAAGCCUGACCUGUCUCAACCGUAGCCGCCCAAGUUUUACUAUUUACUAUAUUGGACUUCUACGUAAGAUUUGAUUUUUAGAAAGUGAUUCUGUGACUUAAAAGAAAAAAGUUUGAAAACCUCUGGUCUAGCAGUUUUUACUACCAAGGAAACUUGAGGCCCAGAGAGAGGAAGUUACUUGUUUAAGAUCACUCAGCAAAUGAGUAGUUGAGUGGGGACUGGAAUUCAGAAUUUCAGCAGAGCCUUCAAUGCCGGUUACGGGACCUGACUUGGUGUCUCUUUGCUGGAGAGAGUUGAUCAGUUUUCCCAGGCAGCCCUGUCCACGUCAGACCCCCAGUGCCUGGGAAACAGCAGCCAGAUGGGGGUAGGUUCAGUUUGGGUGCCUCAGAGGGGCUGUGUCCUGUGUCGGGAGAUUCCUGGGGCUGGAGAAGCGGGCUUUGAUAAAAGCCAGGAAGACCACCCACAGCUCUCCCUGUGGCCACAGCCUGGAGCUGAGUCCCAUGUGAGAGGGCAUCACAGGAGGCUAGAGAUACAGCAAGCCUCUGGGUUUGAGCUAAACUAGGACUCAGAGGGUGAGUCAGAGUCUGGGAUGGGGGUGGGGAGAAUCCCAUUCAUUCAUUGUUCUCAGUGCCUGCUCUUUUGGGAGGUGGUCCUCCUUCCCUCCAGGAUGCUGAGGCAGAACUAUCUGGGGGCUUCAGGCUCUGUGGAAGCCAUAUCCACUGCUCACCAUGGCUGGUGAUGCUGGGCAGAGGAAGGCUGGUCCUUUCUUGGGGGAUUGUUUGGUUGGGCCUGAAGCCUGCUUUCUUUUUGUGUGCUGCGAGGUGAUAGUUGAUUGUCUUUAAUGCCAAGCAGCUGCAGCUCCAUCCACAAUGUGCCGGAACCUGGGCUAGAAUCAGAUGAACCCAGUCUUGAUUUGGGAGCUACGUGGCUCACAGCUCUGUCAUCAGGAGGUGGCCUGCUUGGCAUCUGGACCAGGCAGCUAUUGUGGGAAGAAGAGUAGAAGAGGCUUUGUUGCUAUCAGGUUCUGCCUGAUAGGGCCCCACAUCCUCAGUUAAAUGAGAGUCUUGGGGUCUCUUCAUACCCUCGGGCCAGAUAUCUGGCUGCCCAGCCAUUGCUCAGACCAGCUUUCUGGAACUUGGUCGCCCAAAGCAUCAUGGGGCUGUAGCUUCUGGCCUGUCCGGGAACCCUGUGGACUCUGCCCAUCAGGGUGAGGAGGAGCUGCAUUGUGGAUGCCUCCUGCCAUCAGCUGUCAGGUUAUUUUGGUGUAAACUGAAAAUACUCCAAGAACUGUGUGUUGAGUCUCUCCAGUCUGCAGGGUGGGACCACAGCAGGAACAGGCAGGGAGGCUGGUUGUGGCUGAGGGCAGCCCCUAGGGUUCCCAGUGGUGAGCUGCCUGCCCAUCUCCCCAGGGCCUGGGUGAGCCAGGGAGCUUUGUUUUGCCAUCCAGCAGAGUGGCCUCCUUUGGGACCGGACCCUAGGAGUGGUGGGUGCAUCCCAGGCCCUGUGGGCAGUGCUCUGCUCAACAAGCUUGGCACUGAGGUGGGAUACCUCUUGUAGCCCCACUAGGACCUUCCCCAGCUCCUCCCCACCCCAUGGGGCUUGGCUUCUGGCUAGCCAGGGGCCCUAUGUGGGGACAGUUAUGUGGCCCCAGGCAGAGAGGUCCAGCUGUCUGUUUGCUGAAGGAGGAAAAACAACAUGGGGACUAUUGAUUCAGCCUCACCUUGGUGCUCCUGGCUCAGCAGCCAGUGUUUGCCCUGGCUGCCCGGGCUCAGAUUACGCAAGGCUGGUGGGCGUGGAGCAACCGAGGGGCUGCCGCAGGCCUGCAGGCCAGGGCUGGGUGGCCCCAGCGUUUCCCAGGAAACAGCGUAAAAAGGACCCUGACUUUGCUGAUGGUCGCCUGUUUGGGCCAUAGAGGGAAGGUGAAGCCACUGCGAUCCCCCAUGCUCAGGCCCCAAAGCCCCCAUCCCACCUUAGAUUGCCCACUCUUUCUUACCAGGGACUGUGGGUCUUUGCAGAUAACUCCCUACUGGGUCUGCUUUGCUGAACCAGGAAACUCUAGUGAGCUGUGUAGGUGCUACUCAUUAAAAAACGAAAAAGCCAACAUUGUAAUCCUUUAUAAUAUUUUAUAGACCUGGGUAAUUAGGAAAAUAUACAAUGGCAUAAAGAAGAAAACAAUUACUCAUAAUUCUCACCAUCUUGAGAGAACCAUUGUUAACAUGUUAGCAUGUGUCCCUCCAGAUUUUGCUCUGUGGUUAUAUAUAAGCAUACACAUAUAAAUAGUUUUUCAAAAACCAAGAGGGAUCGUGUGUAUCUAUUGCUUUAUAACCCAUCUUUUUGACUUUGAUUCUGGCAAGCAUCUAUUCAGUUCUUGCUUCUGGUUUUGAGUGACUCAAACCUUGUUACUUUUCAUCUUGCUCCUGGAUUCUUGUGUGUGGAGGGUCCAUCUGUCCACCUACCUGACUGCCCUCGAGGGGCCGGAUUUUCACCCCUCUCCCCCAGUGCCCCUUUCAGUCCUGGAUUGGGCCUUGGAGGGGAAGGCAUCUUUAGUGCGUGGCUGGGAAGAGACUGACUCUCCCCCUUUUCCUUGCUUGUUCCUCUCAGAGCCGGCAGCCCUCGUCCUCCCCGCACAGCCCUGCCUGUCCCAGCCCCAUGCCCCCGCCAGCCAGCCCCGGGCCACAGGCAGUGAGCAGGUACGCGACAGCCGAGGCCCUGUGACCAGGCCAAGGAGACGGGGGCUCCGGGGUCCCGGCCACCUGUCCCCCCCCAUGGAGCUGAGGCCCUGGUUGCUAUGGGUGGUAGCAGCAGGAGCCUUGGUCCUGCUGGUGGCCGAUGCCCGUGGCCAGAAGGUCUUCACUAAUACCUGGGCCGUGCGCAUUCCUGGAGGCCCAGCCGUGGCUGACAGUGUGGCACGCAAGCAUGGCUUCCUCAAUCUGGGCCAGGGGCAUCUGGGUAGGAAGCGUGUUCUGGCCAGGGAUGAGAGCCGUGUUUUGUCCUGCCCUUGGGCUUCUAGCUCAGUGGACCAGCAUAUCCCAGGGAGGAUCUUCGGCGACUAUUACCACUUCUGGCAUCGAGCAGUGACAAAGCGGUCCCUAUCACCUCACCACCCGCGGCACAGCCGGCUGCAGCGGGAGCCUCGAGUAGAGUGGCUGGAGCAGCAGGUGGCAAAGCGACGGACCAAACGGGACAUAUACCAGGAGCCCACGGACCCCAAGUUUCCCCAGCAGUGGUACCUGUCUGGCAUCACCCAGCGGGACCUGAACGUGAAGGACGCCUGGGCCCAGGGCUACACGGGGCGUGGCAUUGUGGUCUCCAUUCUGGAUGAUGGCAUUGAGAAGAACCACCCGGACUUGGCAGGCAAUUAUGAUCCUGGGGCCAGCUUCGAUGUCAACGACCAGGACCCUGACCCCCAGCCCCGGUACACACAGAUGAAUGACAACAGGCAUGGCACGCGGUGUGCGGGUGAGGUGGCCGCAGUGGCCAACAACGGUGUCUGUGGCGUUGGCGUGGCCUACAAUGCCCGCAUUGGAGGGGUGCGCAUGCUGGAUGGUGAAGUGACAGAUGCAGUGGAGGCACGCUCACUGGGACUGAACCCCAACCACAUCCACAUCUACAGUGCCAGCUGGGGCCCCGAGGAUGAUGGCAAGACCGUGGAUGGGCCAGCCCGUCUUGCUGAAGAGGCCUUCUUCCGGGGGGUCAGCCAGGGCCGUGGGGGGCUGGGAUCCAUCUUUGUCUGGGCCUCAGGAAAUGGGGGUCGGGAGCACGACAGCUGCAACUGCGACGGCUACACCAACAGCAUCUACACGCUGUCCAUCAGCAGCGCCACGCAGUUCGGCAACGUGCCCUGGUACAGUGAGGCCUGCUCGUCCACACUGGCCACGACCUAUAGCAGUGGCAACCAGAACGAGAAGCAGAUUGUGACCACUGAUCUGCGGCAGAAGUGUACAGAGUCUCACACAGGCACCUCAGCCUCAGCCCCCUUGGCAGCCGGCAUCAUCGCUCUCACUCUGGAGGCCAAUAAGAACCUCACCUGGCGGGACAUGCAGCACCUGGUGGUACAGACCUCAAAGCCAGCCCAUCUCAAUGCUAACGACUGGGCCACCAAUGGUGUAGGCCGCAAAGUGAGCCAUUCGUAUGGCUACGGGUUGUUGGAUGCAGGUGCCAUGGUGGCCCUGGCCCAGAACUGGACGACAGUGGCCCCCCAGCGGAAGUGCAUCAUCGACAUCCUCACUGAGCCCAAGGACAUUGGGAAGAGACUGGAGGUGCGGAAGACCGUGACCGCCUGCCUGGGGGAGCCCAGCCAUAUCACACAGCUGGAGCACGCUCAGGCGCGGCUCACCCUGUCCUACAAUCGCCGCGGUGACCUGGCCAUCCACCUGGUCAGCCCCAUGGGCACCCGCUCCACCCUGCUGGCCGCCAGGCCACAUGACUACUCUGCAGAUGGGUUUAAUGACUGGGCUUUCAUGACAACCCAUUCCUGGGAUGAGGACCCCUCUGGCGAGUGGGUCCUAGAGAUUGAAAACACCAGCGAAGCCAACAACUACGGGACGCUGACCAAAUUCACCCUCGUGCUGUACGGCACGGCCUCUGAGGGGCUGCCCACACCUCCCGAGAGCAUCGGCUGCAAGACCCUCACGUCCGGCCAGGCCUGUGUGGUGUGCGAGGAAGGCUUCUCCCUGCACCAGAAGAGCUGUGUCCAGCACUGCCCUCCAGGCUUCGCUCCCCAAGUCCUCGACACACAUUAUAGCACUGAGAACGACGUGGAGACCAUCCGGGCCAGCGUCUGUGCUCCCUGCCACGCCUCGUGUGCCACAUGCCAGGGGCCAGCUCCCACAGACUGCCUCAGCUGCCCCAGCCACGCCUCCCUGGACCCUGUGGAGCAGACGUGCUCCCGGCAAAGCCAGAGCAGCCGCGAGUCACCACAGCAGCAGCCACCCCGGCCACCACCCCUGGAGGUGGAAACAGAGCCGCGGCUGCGGGCGGGGCUGCUGCCCUCGCACCUGCCGGAGCUGGUGGCCGGCCUCAGCUGCGCCUUCAUCGUGCUGGUCUUCGUCACUGUCUUCCUGGUCCUGCAGCUGCGCUCGGGCUUCAGCUUCCGAGGGGUGAAAGUGUACACCAUGGACCGUGGCCUCAUCUCCUACAAGGGGCUGCCGCCCGAAGCCUGGCAGGAGGAGUGCCCAUCCGACUCAGAAGAGGACGAGGGCCGGGGCGAGAGGACCGCCUUUAUCAAAGACCAGAGCGCCCUUUGACGAGCGCCUACUGCCCGCCCCUUCGAGCCCAUCCCCUCCUUGGGCACUUUUUAAUUCACCAAAGUAUUUUUUUAUCUUGGGACUGGGUUUGGACCCCAGCUGGGAGGCAAGAGGGGCAGAGGUGGCUUCCCAUCUUGGGCCACCUGACUGCCUGGGGUGGGACCGAAGGACCAGCUACGGGGGCAGGGGAGGACCUCUCCCCACUGUUAGCACCCCUCCAUGCGGAGAAAGGAGUGAAACCUUUAGGGCAGCUUUCCAAGGUCCAGGCCCCAGCCAGAGGUCCCUGCAGAGUGAAGAGGGGCAGCCCUUCCCUCACAAGAUUCCUGACCUGGGCUGCAGCUCUUGCCCCUUCCGUGUCCCUCUAAAGCAAUAAUGGUCCCCAUCCAGGCAGCAGGGAGGCUGGCCUAGUGGGUAUUUGAAGCAGGAGGCCACCUCUCCAAGGGCUUUUGCAUCCCUGACCCUGUCCCCAACCUCUCUGGUGAGCCUUGGGCGGAAGCAGUGAGUGUAGGAAGGGACCAAGGCAAGGCAGGUACUUCCAGGGUGCGCACGUGUGCACAUGUGUGUCCCUUUGCCCAUCUCCACUACAGCUGGCUGCCUGCUGAGUGAGGCUGGCCCGGCCCCAUGCUGGUGUCCUGACCACCCUCCCCUCUCUGGCACCCUCCCCUCCCGCUAGGGCCCAAGUCCCUGUUUUCUGAGCCCGGGGCUACCUGGGCUGUUGGCACUCACAGUCCCGGAGCCCCUGGGUGGGUGGUGGGGAGGGACGGUGGCCCAGCCGGCCUCUCCCGCCUCCCACCCGAUGCUGCUUUCCCCUGUGGGGAUCUCAGGGGCUGUUUGAGGAUAUAUUUUCACUUUGUGAUUAUUUCACUUUAGAUGCUGGUGGGUUUUUUGUUUUUUGGGUUUUGUGUUUUUUUUUUUUUUUUUGUAUUUUUAAUGGGGGUAGCAGCUGGACCAUCACCUUCCCACACCCACUGUCCGCCCUGCUGUUCCCCCGCUGUCCUGGCCCUGUGGUGUGGGGGGCUGCAACGUGUUGCUGAGUGAGGAGUAGGUAAGCCCCACAUCCUGAGGCAGGCCAGGCCAGGCGGGCCCCAGGAAAGGAAGAUCAUGGUGGGAGGGGCAGGCUGUCAUCCGUUUCAGAUGGGGCUCGUUGUGCCAAGGGCUCAUGGGUCACUGGUUCUCCAAAUGCCAGGGGUGGGCAGGCGGUGGUGUCGAGCCCCCUCUAACACUGUGCCCUGGUGGAGAAAGCACUGACCCAUCCUGCCCCCCAAGUCCCUCUCUUCUGACGUGCCUUUCACACCCCUCCCAUUAGGACAAUCAGUCCCUUCCCAUUUGGGAGCCCCCUUUUCUUUCUCUCCCCCAGCCCCUCUUGGCACCCAGCCACCUGCCCAGGGGUGCCCCCUCCUCUCCUAUCCCCCCUACCCUUGUGGCCAGCCCAGCUGGUUUUGUAGGAUACUGGGUUGGUGCACAGUGAUUUUUUUUUCCCUUGUAAUUUAAACAGGCCCAGCAUUGUUGGUUCUAUUUAAUGGACACGAGAUAAUGUUAGAGGUUUUAAAGUGAUUAAACGUGCAGACUAUGCAAACCAGG